Molecule: messenger RNA, 2241 nt
Organism: Anthostomella pinea
Lineage: Eukaryota; Fungi; Ascomycota; Sordariomycetes; Xylariales; Xylariaceae
Source: the annotation of a GenBank genome assembly
AUGGACAACGGCCCGCCCGCAAGCUACCAGACCAAUGUGUUCCGCGCACAACCCGCCGAGGGUCUUCAGCGCAAGAUUCAGAAGCGCAACCGCCCGCCCGUCAGUUGUCUCCUGUGCAGAACCCGCAAGGUGAAAUGCGACCGGCAGCAGCCGUGUGAGAGAUGCGUCAAGAGCGGCGAGGCCAACUUCUGCGAGUAUGCCCCGCGUGCUGCUCGCAAGAGCCGCGCACCGGAGCAGCCGCGGUCGCAGCUGGAUGUGCGCUCGCGACCCGAGCCUAUGUCCCGCCCCGUCCUCCAGGUCCGUCUUCAGAAGCUGGAGGAGAUGGUCAACGGGCUUGUAUACACUGCCCAUGGCCAGGACCCUGCCGCGAACACCCCCUCAAGUUCGGACCCCCGGACUGAGACGGAUGCCCUCUCCGACUUGAGUUCGCCCCCGAGCUUCACCCCGUCUGGAUCAAUGCAUUCGGCCACACAGAUGGUCGAGGGUGGUGGUUAUGUGGGCGGCACUCACUGGGCCUCAAUUCUGGAUAGCAUCCACGACAUCCAAGGCAUCCUGGAAGCCGAACCAGACACACAUACAAGCCCCUCGCCGCCUCCACCACCUACGCAAAGCUGGCCUCCAGAUAGUCCGGAUGUCAUCUUGGGGAACCAAUCCAAGAUCACCCAUGAGCAAGCUGUGGCACGACUACCGCCGCAGAGUAAGACUGACAAUCUCGUGUUGCUCUACUUCCGGCACCCAUUCACAACCGCACCGUACAUCCACACUACCAAGUUCCAAAGAGAGUAUGACGGCUUCUGGAGGGACCCAUCUUCGGCGAGCCUGCUGUGGAUAAGUUGUCUAUCGUCUAUGCUCUGUAUCGCUCAGUCCAUUGCCAUGGCGAAGGGCGAAAGUGGCAUAGCUGAUGCACCUCAGCCCGAGUCGCUGGCGGGCCUGGCAGCAGAUUGUCUUGUUUCGGGAGGUUACCUCUCUGCCAAGCCUUACUCCAUCGAAGCACUCAUACUCCAUGGUUACACCGAGAUGAUUAAACAGAGAGAUGCCGUUGUCAAUUCUAGUAUCUGGGCGAAGUUCGCCCUUACCGCCCGCCUCGCACAACGCAUGGGAUACCACCGAGACCCGAAAUACCUAUCAAACGUAACACCUUUCGAGGGUGAGCUUCGCCGCCGAGCCUGGUUCUUCAUUGAGGUAUUCGACGUCCUCUUCUCGUUUCAGCUAGGGAUGCCACCUGUCAUUCGCGACGACGAGUGCGACACAGAGUCCCCAAGUAAUCUCUACGACACGGAUUUCGACGAGAACAUGAUGGUGCUGCCCCCUUCAAGACCGCCUACCGAAGCAACGUCAACCCUGUACUUGUGCUGGAAGUCGAGACUAUGCCGUCUUUUACGUCGAGUCAUCCGUUCUACUCUAUCGAUCCAUCCCCUACCCUACGACGAGGCUCUUCGGCUCAACGACGAGAUCCAUCAGUAUCAUAAUCAAGUGCCUCCAGCUCUACAGAUCAAACCAAUUCGGUCAUACAGCUUCACUGACCAGACGCACGACAUCGUGCACCGCUUGAUGUUGGAGUUGAUGUACCUCAAGAGCCUCUGCGUUUUGCACCGCCCAUAUCUCAAUCGCGACAAGGACAACCCGAGAUAUGAUACGUCACGCAACAUCUGCCGGGACGCAGCCCUCAAGAUCCUCGAACUGCAUGCCGAAUACGAACAGGAGAGCAAACAUGGUGGAAGACUCUUUGAGGACAAAUACAUGCUCUCAUCACUCACCCUCCAUGACUUCCUGAUCGCGGCGAUGAUACUGUGCCUAGAUCUUACAGAAAACUUGCCUAGCAGCUCGACAGACCGGUCGAGGAAGCUGAAGGCUCUGGGAACCUCGUACAAGAUAUGGUCCGAAAGGAAGCACAGUUCCCGAGAUGCCGCCCAUGCUACCCGUGUUGUAGGUGCCAUCCUCCGAAAAGUGUCGAUGCAAGAGCCGGCCCCUGCGAAGCUUCCGCCCCCACGUCUUCCACAGCCCGACGUUCGGGGCGGCUCGCUGGCAAGUCUGCUCAACAAUGACGUCCAACCACCUCCAUCCAUCUUACAAGUGCCAUACGACUAUUCUCACAUACUCCCAACCAUGGACUUCACACUGGACUUCGUGGAUUGCGCACCCCUUGAUAAUGUGCUGAGUGACGCCAACCUGGUCGAUUGGAAUGUCAUCGACCAAAUACUGCUGGACAGGCCUGACAGCAGCUUCCGACCUGCAAUGUAA